Globicephala melas (long-finned pilot whale) is the source of this 2532-nucleotide messenger RNA. It is a transcript of the gene PABPN1, whose product is annotated as poly(A) binding protein nuclear 1. Gene Ontology annotation, biological process: negative regulation of intrinsic apoptotic signaling pathway; extrinsic apoptotic signaling pathway in absence of ligand; intrinsic apoptotic signaling pathway in response to DNA damage. Gene Ontology annotation, cellular component: nucleus; mitochondrial outer membrane. Lineage: Eukaryota; Metazoa; Chordata; Mammalia; Artiodactyla; Delphinidae. The record is from RefSeq and is a predicted model, not a curated record. Gene Ontology annotation, molecular function: protein heterodimerization activity; poly(A) binding; protein homodimerization activity.
GGGGAGACCUGGUGGAUGGUGGUGCCAGUAACCUGGGUGGGAAAGAUAAGCUCCUUCCCAGAGAAGGCCAUUCAGAACCCUCCAUUUCCAGCAACAUCCCAUCUACUGGUGCAUUCCUGGUAGAAGACCAGUUUCCAGAAACCGCCGCAGUAUUUCCGGACUCUGCCUUCCAAGAACUCACUAGUUGGCAACCAGCAGCAUCAAGAUGGCCGCCUCCUAAAGACCAGUCAUGUGACCUCGGCUUUCACUGGGAGCCCGGCAGUCCGUUCGGGGGCAAGGUUCACCUGUCACGAAACGGGCGUCAGCCCUUCGAAUCUCGCGAGCCAAUCGGCAUCUGAGGCUGGGCCACUUCGGCGAAGCGAUCGGAAGAUUGGUCCUUUCCACUCGCCUUGCCAGUGGCCAAUCACCGACCGUCAUACUUCGCGGACCCGCCCUUAGGCGGGGGAGAAGCAGGAAUGUCGUCACAGCUAGGCGGUAUUGUUACCUAAGGACUUGAGAGGAGGUGGGACGAGUGUUGAUUGACAGACCGAUUUCUCCUACCGGGAUUUAAGGAUUUGGCGCAAUCCCCCGCCUUAGGGAUGGGGUCUUAUUUGAUUGCCUAGUAAUAUUCCCCAAUGGAGUCCUAGCUCGUGGUGACGGGCAGGCUGCUUGACUAAUGAAUCCUCGGCGUGGCCGGCGCAGCUCUCCAAUCGCUGGGCGGCUGGCCCCAGUCUGAGCGGCGAUGGCGGCGGCGGCGGCGGCGGCAGCAGCAGCGGGGGCUGCGGGCGGUCGGGGCUCCGGGCCGGGGCGGCGGCGCCAUCUUGUGCCCGGGGCCGGUGGGGAGGCCGGGGAGGGGGCCCCGGGGGGCGCAGGGGACUACGGGAACGGCUUGGAGUCUGAGGAACUGGAGCCUGAGGAGUUGCUGCUGGAGCCCGAGCCGGAGCCCGAGCCCGAAGAGGAGCCGCCCCGGCCCCGUGCCCCCCCGGGAGCUCCGGGCCCUGGGCCUGGCUCGGGAGCCCCCGGCAGCCAGGAGGAGGAGGAGGAGCCGGGACUGGUCGAGGGUGACCCGGGGGACGGCGCCAUUGAGGACCCGGAGCUGGAAGCGAUCAAAGCUCGAGUCAGGGAGAUGGAGGAAGAAGCUGAGAAGCUAAAAGAGCUACAGAACGAGGUAGAGAAGCAGAUGAAUAUGAGUCCACCUCCAGGCAAUGCUGGCCCAGUGAUCAUGUCCAUUGAGGAGAAGAUGGAGGCUGAUGCCCGUUCCAUCUAUGUUGGCAAUGUGGACUAUGGUGCAACAGCAGAAGAGCUGGAAGCACACUUUCAUGGCUGUGGUUCAGUCAACCGUGUUACUAUACUAUGUGACAAAUUUAGUGGCCAUCCCAAAGGGUUUGCAUAUAUAGAGUUCUCAGACAAAGAGUCAGUGAGGACUUCCUUGGCCUUAGAUGAGUCCCUAUUUAGAGGAAGACAAAUCAAGGUGAUCCCAAAACGAACCAACAGACCAGGCAUCAGCACAACAGACCGGGGUUUCCCGAGAGCCCGAUACCGUGCCCGGACCACCAACUACAACAGUUCCCGUUCUCGAUUCUACAGUGGUUUUAACAGCAGGCCCCGGGGUCGCGUCUACAGGGGCCGGGCUAGAGCGACAUCAUGGUAUUCCCCUUACUAAAAAAAGUGUGUAUUAGGAGGAGAGAGAGGAAAAAAAGAGGAAAGAAGGAAAAAAAAAAAGAAUUUAAAAAAAAAAAAAAAAGAAAAACAGAAGAUGACCUUGAUGGAAAAAAAUAUUUUUUAAAAAAAAAAAGAUAUACUGUGGAAGGGGGGAGAAUCCCAUAACUAACUGCUGAGGAGGGACCUGCUUUGGGGAGUAAGGGAAGGCCCAGGGAGUGGGGCAGGGGGCUGCUCAUUCACUCUGGGGAUUCGCCAUGGACACGUCUCAACCGCGCAAGCUGCUCCCCCUGUUUCCCUGUGCCCCUUUGCCCCCUUGCGGGCUGCUCAAGGGUAGGUGGGCAUGGGUGGUAGGAGGGUUUUUUUUUACCCAGGGCUCUGGAAGGACACCAAACUGUUCUGCUUGUUACCUUCCCUCCAUCUUCUCCCUAGCUUUCACAGUCCCCUCCUGCCUGUUCCUGUCCUGCCAGGUCUACCACCCACCCCACCCCUCUUUUCUGGCUCCCUGCCCCUCCAGAUUGCCUGGUGAUCUAUUUUGUUUCCUUUUGUGUUUCUUUUUCUGUUUUGAGUGUCUUUCUUUGCAGGUUUCUGUAGCCGGAAGAUCUCCGAUCCGCUCCCAGCGGCUCCAGUGUAAAUUCCCCUUUCCCCUGGGGAAAUGCACUACCUUGUUUUGGGGGGUUUUGGGGUGUUUUUUGUUUUUCAGUUUUUUGUUUUGUUUUGUUUUCCUUUGCCUUUUUUUCCCUUUUGUUUGGAGGGAAUGGGAGGAAGUGGGCACAGGGAGGUGGGAGGUGGAUUUUGUUUAUUUUUUUAGCUCAUUUCCAGGGGGUGGGAGUUUUUUUUUUAAUAUGUGUCAUGAAUAAAGUUGUUUUUGAAAAUAAAAAAUGUUUGGCCUUU